This is a messenger RNA of Xylaria bambusicola, 447 nucleotides long. Its product is annotated as meiotically up-regulated gene family-domain-containing protein. The transcript is spliced from 3 exons. NCBI's taxonomy places the organism in Eukaryota, Fungi, Ascomycota, Sordariomycetes, Xylariales, Xylariaceae. The record is from RefSeq and is a predicted model, not a curated record. Bases 1 to 447 code for a protein of 148 amino acids.
AUGCAAUUUUCCCAGUUCAUCCAGCUGUCCGCCAUCCUGGCAGGAGCUGUGUACGCCAUCCCGAGCCCUCUACCCAACACCAUCAUGCUCUCCAACGGCAACGAAACCGUAGCUGUCGAGGUCGAUGGGCUCGAUACGCGUGCCAUUUUUGGCCGCUCAGACACGGAUUGCAAGGGAAGCUACUUCUGUACUAAUAAACAAUGGUUCAAGGACCAGUGCGCACGGGCAAAGGACAAGCUCGAGGACACCAUCUACACGAGCGGUGGCGCAAAGAGCGGCGUGUGCGAUGGUUGGUGCGGCCUCUUCGUCAAGGGUAAGGGGUGUUCUGCGACUGGGGCAGAGCUUGCCAAUGGCUACGAUUUGAUCCGUGCUGGCGGUUGUCAGGCUUGUGGCUCAUUGUACGCCGGAAGCUGUACGAUUACAAUUGACUACGUCAGUGGAUGCUAG